Aspergillus pseudonomiae is the source of this 699-nucleotide messenger RNA. RefSeq names its product allergenic cerato-platanin Asp F13 (gene aspf13). The record is from RefSeq and is a predicted model, not a curated record. The transcript has a single exon. Lineage: Eukaryota; Fungi; Ascomycota; Eurotiomycetes; Eurotiales; Aspergillaceae. The coding region runs from base 107 to 580 and encodes 157 amino acids.
AGCAACUCGACUACACUCUCCAAGACUCAGAAGCCUUAAGCCUCCCCACAACAUUUCCUCCCAAGCCAUCUUUAAACGAUACUUUUUCAAAACAUCCACCAGAACAAUGAAGUCCUUCACUGCUAUCUCUCUCCUCGCCCUCUUCUCUUCGGCUUUAGCCGCACCUGUUGAGCAGUCAACCGACGCUUCUACCGCCGCCACUGUCUCCGUCUCCUACGACCAAAAAUACGAUGUCGGCGGCAGCUCUCUGACUACUGUUGCCUGCUCGGACGGUGUGUACGGCCUCAUCUCCCAGGGCUACAGCACCUUCGGCUCCGUCCCGGGCUUCCCCAACAUCGGUGGCGCUCCUACCAUCCCCGGCUGGAACAGCCCCAACUGCGGGAAGUGCUACCAACUCCACUACGCGGCCGGCAACAUCGACCGGUCCAUCUACGUGACUGCCGUUGAUGCGGCACCCGGUGGCUUCAACAUCGGCUUGCAGGCCAUGAACGCUCUGACGAACGGAUUGGCCGAGCAGUUGGGCAGAGUCAAUGUGGACUACACUGAAGUCCCCCGCUCGAACUGCGGCUUCCAUAAUUGAUGAGGUUGUCUUGACGGAUGGUGACGAUGAAUCAUGAAUUACAUGAUCCAAGUAUCUAAUUUUAUCUUCUUAUGUCUCUAUUUCAGCAUGUGAUAUAGCACUAAUGCAUUACGCGGGAU